Molecule: messenger RNA, 995 nt
Organism: Pseudonaja textilis
Lineage: Eukaryota; Metazoa; Chordata; Lepidosauria; Squamata; Elapidae
Source: RefSeq, a predicted model, not a curated record
CGGCCAUCUUUGUCCAGGGCAGCCGAGCAAGAAGCCGGGCGGGAGCGCGGUUGCCCCGCUCUAAAGUGGCGGCGGCGGCGGCGGCGGCAGCGCGGAGAAGGAGGAGGAGGAGGAAGAGCAGGGCGAGGGCGGCGGCGGCGGCGGCGGCGGGGGCUGUCGGGGCCCCGCGGGACGUGCUGAGCCGGAGCGCUGGCCGGCUCGGAAAGAGAGCGCGGCCUCCGGGCAGGACGGUGAUGCCUUGAAGGGAAGGAUCCGCACGGUUGACAAGGAGUCAGAAGUAUGAGGAAGAUCACUUGGAUCCACAGCAAAUCCCCAGAUCUUCUCCCACCACAUGUUCACUGAAGGGCGCCCCCCAGCCAUGGAGGACAAGCGCAACAUCCAGAUCAUCGAGUGGGAGCACCUGGACAAGAAGAAGUUCUACGUCUUCGGGGUGUGCAUGACCAUGAUGAUCCGCAUCAGCGUCUACCCGUUCACCCUGAUACGGACGCGGCUGCAGGUCCAGAGGGGGAAGAGCCUCUACAACGGCACUUUCGACGCCUUCGUCAAGAUCCUGAGGGCCGAAGGGGCGGCCGGGCUCUACCGGGGCUUCCUGGUCAACACCUUCACCCUCAUCUCCGGCCAGUGCUACGUGACCACCUACGAGCUCACCCGCAAGUACGUCUCGCAGUACAGCAGCAGCAACACCAUCAAGUCGCUGGUGGCCGGCGGCUCGGCCUCCCUGGUGGCCCAGAGCAUCACGGUGCCCAUCGACGUGGUCUCCCAGCACCUGAUGAUGCAGCGCCUGGGCAACAGCAUGGGCCGCUUCCGCGUGCAGCCCCACCAGGGCAAGCGGUUGCCCGUCUUCGGCCAGACCCGGGACAUCAUCGCCCAGAUCUUCAAGGCCGACGGGCUGAGGGGCUUCUACAGGGGCUACGUGGCCUCCCUCCUGACCUACAUUCCCAACAGCGCUGUCUGGUGGCCCUUCUACCACUUCUACGCAGGUAAGUAGGCGGGUU